Molecule: messenger RNA, 1388 nt
Organism: Cantharellus anzutake
Lineage: Eukaryota; Fungi; Basidiomycota; Agaricomycetes; Cantharellales; Hydnaceae
Product: Ssl1-like-domain-containing protein
Exons: 8
Coding region: 1-1335 (444 amino acids)
Biological process (GO): DNA-templated transcription; nucleotide-excision repair; regulation of transcription by RNA polymerase II
Cellular component (GO): transcription factor TFIIH holo complex; transcription factor TFIIH core complex
Molecular function (GO): zinc ion binding
Source: RefSeq, a predicted model, not a curated record
AUGGCACCCAAACAAUCAGGACUGAACUUUUCAGACUCAGACUAUGAUGAAGAAAUUGACAUCGAAGGCGACGACAUACCUGCAGCCUCCAAGAGCAAAGGGAAGGGUAAGAGUGCGUUGAGGAAUCGCGAUUUGGGAGGGGGAAAGGAUGUAAGUCGCCAACGUCGUACAGCGAAGGAUACUCUGGGAGCCACGUAUACCCGAACAUGGGAUGCAGUCCAGGAAGAUGAGAGUGGCAGCUUGCAGAGUGUUGUAGAGGAUUUGCUCGUAAGAAGUCGACGGCGAAGACUUCUGGCCCCGCAAGGUGCAAUACGACGAACGAUCAUUCGGCAUCUAAUUAUUAUCAUUGACCUCUCGACCUCAAUGCUUGAUCGAGAUAUGCGUCCGACGCGUUUCGAUCUCACACUGCAAUACAUGCGGGGAUUUAUUAUUGAAUGGUUUGACCAGAACCCGUUGGGGCAGAUUGGGAUUGUUGGCAUGAGAGGAGGGUUAGGAGAAAAAAUCUGCGACAUGACCGGCAACCCCCAGGACGUCGUGAAGACUAUAUUGGAGCGUGCUAACUUGCAGAACGCAAUUGAAAUGGCGAGAAGUAGCAUGAGCCAUCUACCGACGCAUUCAUCACGAGAAAUCCUCGUCUUAUUUGGUUCCUUGACAACUUGUGACCCAGGUAAUAUUCACGACACGGUUCAGUCAUGUGUAGUAGACAGAAUCCGCAUCAGCGUCGUGGCGUUAGCAGCGGAGAUGAAGAUAUGCCGAGAUAUGUGCUCGCAGACGGGAGGGUCAUUUGGCGUCGUCCUGAAUGAGGGUCAUUACAAAGAUCUCAUGUUUGAUGCUAUUCCUCCGCCAGCGCAGCAUGCUCUUCCAACUGGAAAAGGUCCCAACGCUCCUACUACAUCUAAUCCAUCGUCUGACCUACUCAUUAUGGGCUUCCCGACGAGAUUGCCCGAAUCAUCACCACCGAGCUUGUGUGUGUGCCACUCCGAUCUAAAAAGCCACGGCUACCUUUGUCCGAGGUGUUUAUCCAAAUUGUGCGAUGUACCCACAGACUGUGAUAUCUGCGGAUUAACUAUCGUGAGCUCCCCACAUCUUGCGCGCAGUUAUCAUCACCUUUUUCCUGUCAAGCCUUAUGAAGCAAGAUCGUCCGUUGCCGACGGUGAUGAACUAGUGUGCACAGCAUGCUCUCUGGCUUUCCCUUUACCACCCGUAACGUCGGAAGCCAUGGAAGGUGUCAGCCCUGUUAGGCGCUAUAGGUGUCCAGACUGCAAACAUGACUUCUGUUCACAGUGUGAUGAAUUUAUUCAUGACAUCUUGCAUGUCUGUCCUGGCUGUAAAUAGAACACAUUCCCCUUGUGGGGGUGCCACGAAUGAACCACAUGCUGAGAACGUUA